Porites evermanni is the source of this 1556-nucleotide messenger RNA. Lineage: Eukaryota; Metazoa; Cnidaria; Anthozoa; Scleractinia; Poritidae. The record is from the annotation of a GenBank genome assembly.
AGGAAAUUUCUUGAGAAUGUGCAAUGCUGCACAACAACGCUCAAAACACAAGAUGUUGAAACUGUUCUGAAGCCUAUAAACGGGGUUCUCAAUUCGGGAGGUGGCAUUGUAGAAAUUAAGAUCGAUGGCUUCUCAAAGUUAAAACCUGAAGACCUAAACAAGCAUCUAGAUACCUUUUGGUCAGCACUACAGCCAAAACUGAUUCUAAUGGUCCAGCCAUCAGCAUAUGCUGAUAUCUUUGAUCAACAACGUGAGAAAGACACAAUUCGUCUCUUCAUCAGAGCAACAGAGCAUUUUUGCACAGUGGACUACAAUUUGUAUUUACCUGGUGAUGCAGGACUGUUGCUACCCCCCAAGCAAAAAGUGGUCGCUUUAUUGUCUGAGAGAGAUUUAUUUAAAGAGAAAACAGAUAGUCCUCAGGUUCCUUUAGCAGACCUUAUUUCUUUGGUUCCUGAACAAUUCAUGUAUAAGGAGGUACUGAAUUUUCAUGAAUCCAAACAAGUGCAGCUGAAAUACUACACAUCGAAAAAUGAACUUUUUCACAACAAUAACCGGAAGGCUCAAGAUGAGAUUGCAAAACACAUCUCUUCCUUUGGAAAUGGAAUUGGAGGCGUAAUUCUCAUUGGUAUUAAAAACAAUGGGGAGGUACGUGGCCAAGGUAAGGAAACGGGUUCAAAAAAAAAGUUGGAGAGUGAAUUCAAGGAGAUGGUCAAAGAGAUGAGUAAGACGUGGAGCUUUACGCCCACGCAGGGGAAACAUUGGGAUGUUACGUUCGUUCCCGUCACUGGUGCCGAAGAACCAAGGUCUGUGAUAGCAAUACUUAUAGCUGGCAUGCAGAACUUGGGUGGCAUUUUCACAAAAUGCCCAAAGAGCUUUGAGCUGNUUUGUAUUUACCUGGUGAUGGAGGACUGUUGCUACCCCCCAAGCAAAAAGUGGUCGCUUUAUUGUCUGAGAGAGAUUUAUUUAAAGAGAAAACAGAUAGUCCUCAGGUUCCUUUAGCAGACCUUAUUUCUUUGGUUCCUGAACAAUUCAUGUAUAAGGAGGUACUGAAUUUUCAUGAAUCCAAACAAGUGCAGCUGAAAUACUACACAUCGAAAAAUGAACUUUUUCACAACAAUAACCGGAAGGCUCAAGAUGAGAUUGCAAAACACAUCUCUUCCUUUGGAAAUGGAAUUGGAGGCGUAAUUCUCAUUGGUAUUAAAAACAAUGGGGAGGUACGUGGCCAAGGUAAGGAAACGGGUUCAAAAAAAAAGUUGGAGAGUGAAUUCAAGGAGAUGGUCAAAGAGAUGAGUAAGACGUGGAGCUUUACGCCCACGCAGGGGAAACAUUGGGAUGUUACGUUCGUUCCCGUCACUGGUGCCGAAGAACCAAGGUCUGUGAUAGCAAUACUUAUAGCUGGCAUGCAGAACUUGGGUGGCAUUUUCACAAAAUGCCCAAAGAGCUUUGAGCUGCAGGAUGGUUCUGGAGGUGGUGGAGCAGAGAAGGUUGUCCUCCUUAAUUUUAGUCAGUGGAAGCAGAGAAUGCUCAAAGACACAUGCAAAGGUGAAAGUAAAGGU